Hordeum vulgare subsp. vulgare (domesticated barley) is the source of this 1072-nucleotide messenger RNA. Its product is annotated as arsenate reductase 2.1-like. The record is from RefSeq and is a predicted model, not a curated record. Gene Ontology annotation, cellular component: nucleus; cytoplasm. The coding region runs from base 502 to 894 and encodes 130 amino acids. The transcript is spliced from 3 exons. NCBI's taxonomy places the organism in Eukaryota, Viridiplantae, Streptophyta, Magnoliopsida, Poales, Poaceae. Gene Ontology annotation, molecular function: protein tyrosine phosphatase activity.
CGAUCAAGAAGGCCCGUGGCCUAGGUCAAUGGCCUGCAUUGCACAUGGCCGGUGCGUUGGCCUACCAUCUCCCCAAGCGGGAGAGUGGACGUCGUAAUUUGUGGUAGAGGGGGUACGCGUUCGCGCGGCCCCUGCCAAUUCUUUGAAAUUAAACCUUGGCCCUUGAUAGCUGGUGUUGGUUACUGUCGAAGUUUUGUUCUGAGACCGGAAAGGGCUUGUAAAAUUAUGUUUUCGUCCUUGCGACCUCGUCGGGGAGGUUCGCAGAUUGUUUUUAUUGUUCACUGAGGUUUAAUUUCUGUGCUGUAACUUUUCAUUCCAGACCCUACAUCUGCUGUUGUUUUCUCCGUCGUUCGAAAAACCUUUUCAUUGCAUACAGAAAGUGGGAAUUUCUUGUAGAGAAAGAUAGCGAAAUUCUGUGAAAAUAUUUAGGUCCUGGAUCUCAAUCCAAAAGCAUACAGAGGGGGGGAAGAAGAUUUGAUUUGGGGGAGGAUUCAGGCAGGGAUGGCGCGCAGCGUUUCGUACGUGUCGGCGGCGAAGCUGGUGUCCAUGGCGCGGGGGAACCGGGUGGCCGUCAUCGAUGUCAGGGACGAGGAGAGGAGCUACCAGGCGCACAUCGCGGGGUCGCACCACUUCGCCAGCGGCAGCUUCGCGGCGCGGAUGCCGGAGCUCGUGCGGGCCACCAGCGGCAAGGACACCCUCGUCUUCCACUGCGCGCUCAGCCAGGUGCGAGGUCCGUCCUGUGCUCGGAUGUUUUCGGAUUAUCUAUCCGAGUCCAAGGAAGAUUCAGGGAUAAAGAACAUCAUGGUGCUUGAACGUGGAUACAAUGGAUGGGAGAUUUCAGGCCAGCCCGUCUGCCACUGCAAAGAUGCUCCUUGCAAAGGCACAUGCUCUUGAUCUUCUGAGUUACCAUCUUGAUCCAGCUCUACUCAGCUUUUGAAUGAUCUGUGAUUCAGCAUCGCUGCUGAGCUGGCCCAACUUUCUCAUUGAGAUGAUGAUGCAUAACAAUCCAUUGAAUUUCGCAAUGUCUUGGAACAUUUCAUUUACACGUAUAUGACAUGCCUUUUUCAGAUGA